ACAUGUUGUUAUGCUCCCAAUCCUCCGAGAUGUCGAAAUACAUACCCCUCCCACCAAGACUAUUCAUGUGGACUAGAGACAAAGGCCCAGGGAAGCACUGAGGACUUCAGUCCUGUAAGCUGGUGCGAGAUGCAGCCUGUCCCAGCUCUUCUGCCUGCCCUCCUGCUGCUGCCCCUGGUGCUCCCAGGACAGCCUCAGAUGGUGAGAAAUGUUUCAAGAUCUGUUGAUAAGGGUGAAACAUGCCGUUGUGUGUUUCACUUGCCCAAAUCCAUUCUGCUGCAGCAGCUAGAACCGCUACAAAGUACAACACAAGAGCUCAUUAACAAGUGUGAGCAGGCGCUGUCCAGGGUCAGUGAAUAUGCACCUGCCAUCGACGGCCAAGAAAAUCAGGUCCUGGAAAUGAGCUACACACUGAAGUCCAAGAAUCCCAGUGCCUUCACUCUCCCCUCUGAGGCCCCAUCCUUCAACAAGCUGCAGCUGGAGCUGCAGAGGGUGCAGAAGUCAGUGACCCAGCUUAAAGUCAAUGGAGAAGUUAGUGGGGCUGGGGAUCUCCUCCACCAACUCCAGGGUCAGGUGAACAACGCCAGUCUCAUGCUCAGACUUCUCGUUGACACUGACCAGAGCAACAAUCGUGCUCUCCAACAGCAGGUGGAUGUCCUUGAGGCCCAGAUAAGUAAGUGUGAAAGGGAAAGAGGGCGAGAUGAGGCCUCCAGACAGCCUGGACCAUCUUUGCCCCCUGGUUCUUGCACUGGUGGAAUCCUCCAGAAAGUCAGCAGACCCUUUGUGGUACAGCUCAAUUGGAGAGGAUUCUCAUACAAAGCAGGUGCUUGGGGCCGAGACUCAGCAUCAAAUCUGACCUCUUCCCUUUACUGGGUGGCCCCUUUGCGUGCAAAUGGCAGGUACUUUGACUACUAUCAGCUGUACAAGUCCUAUGAUGACCUGGUGCUGCUGAAGAACUAUGAGGAGCAGAAGAUGGGCUAUGGGAAUGGCAAUGGAAAUACUGUAUACAAGAACUUCAUGUACUUUAACUACUAUGGCUCAAAUGAGAUGGCCAAGGUGGAUCUUGCCUCCAACACCCUAGUUUUGCGGCACCCAUUGUCUGGUGCCACCUAUAAUAACCGCUUCUCUUAUGCUGGUGUGCCCUGGAAGGACUUAGAUUUUGCUGGUGGAAAGGGGCUGUGGGUGCUCUAUGCCACUGAGGGAAGCAAGGGCAACCUGGUUGUAAGUCGUCUCAAUGCCAGUACCCUAGAAGUGGAGAAAACUUGGCAGACCAGCCAGUACAAGCCAGCCCUGUCAGGGGCCUUCGUGGCCUGUGGGGUGCUUUACACCUUACGCUCACUGAGCACCCGCUAAGAGGAGAUCUUCUAUGCUUUUGAUACCACCACUGGUCAGGAACAGAACCUCAGCAUCAUACUGGACAAGAUGCUUGAAACACUGCAUGGCAUCAAUUACUGUCCCUUGGACUGAAAGCUUUAUGUUUUCAGUGAUGGUUACCUUAUUAAUUAUGACCUCACCUUCCUGAAAUGCAAGCUACUAAGCCCACUAGCCAAAAGACCCUCUGGGACUUGUGCUCCACCAAAACUUGUCAAGCCCUAUAUACCUUCCAUACCCUGACAUCCCAGGGUUGGGUAGGGCAUUGGUAGAUGUGGGUCUUCUUUC
Oryctolagus cuniculus (rabbit) is the source of this 1659-nucleotide messenger RNA. RefSeq names its product olfactomedin-4. Gene Ontology annotation, biological process: signal transduction. The record is from RefSeq and is a predicted model, not a curated record. NCBI's taxonomy places the organism in Eukaryota, Metazoa, Chordata, Mammalia, Lagomorpha, Leporidae.